AUGGCAUUCAAAUUCAACUUUACUGAAGAUGAUCUCGAUCUGGAAGAAUCUGACACUCAGCAACAAAAUGAUCUUGAAACUUCACUUGGUGAUUUACAAUUGAAAGAAGACGAAUGUGAUAAGAUUCCUUGUCAAGAAUAUGAUAUUAUGACUUCACCUUUACCUAAUGUGAUUCAAGCCGAUAUACUCCAGAUUCCCAAUGUGACACUUCCUCUUUAUAAACGUACUUUGGCCGAUGUCAAGUUCCAAAUGGCAGAACAAGAUACAUUGGGUGAUACCAACAAUACCACGGAAGAAAACAAGGUACUGGACAUGCUUAAUUUGACAGGCAACAGUGAUUUAGUACGAGGGGUAUAUGAAGGUGGAUUCAAGACCUGGGAAUGUUCUGUUGAUUUGGUUCAAUGGUUAUCUACUUUACAAGAUAUAGAAGGAAAACGUAUUUUAGAAAUUGGAUGUGGUUCAGCUUUACCUUCUCUCUAUUUACUUGCUCGUUAUCAAGAAGUCCAAGUUGAUGUACAAGACUACAAUGAUCAAGUCAUUCGAUUGAUUACUUUACCCAAUAUUUUGUUGAAUACCGUUUUAUCACCUCAAGAGCCAACGACAAUAGAAGCAAACAAUGAUACUGAUGAUGAUGAUGAUGAUGAUGAUGAUGAUGAAGAGAAUAACAAAACCGGCAAUGAUGAAAAUCACGAUGAAGAUGAUGAGGUAGAAGGAAAAGACCAAGUGAUGGAAGAUCCAGUGACAUGCGAUGCAGAAGCGGAAAUUCCUAGUGACAAGGUUUCUGAUAUGUUACAACAAGUUCAACAACGUACCAAGGCAUUUGUAGGUGAUUGGGCUGGGUUACCGAACCAACUGGCACAACAAAAGUACGAUAUAUUGAUUACUUCUGAAACCAUAUAUUCUGAACAUUCGUUACCUGACUUGAUUCGUGUCUUUCAAAAUGCUCUUCAUAAGCCAAAUGGUGUUGGUUGGUGGAGGAAUUUUACCUUUCUGUGA
This is a messenger RNA of Halteromyces radiatus, 996 nucleotides long. RefSeq lists its product as uncharacterized. Bases 1 to 996 code for a protein of 331 amino acids. The record is from RefSeq and is a predicted model, not a curated record. Gene Ontology annotation, biological process: peptidyl-histidine methylation, to form tele-methylhistidine. NCBI's taxonomy places the organism in Eukaryota, Fungi, Mucoromycota, Mucoromycetes, Mucorales, Cunninghamellaceae. Gene Ontology annotation, molecular function: protein-L-histidine N-tele-methyltransferase activity. The transcript has 4 exons.